Phycodurus eques (leafy seadragon) is the source of this 1134-nucleotide messenger RNA. RefSeq names its product RIIa domain-containing protein 1 (gene riiad1). NCBI's taxonomy places the organism in Eukaryota, Metazoa, Chordata, Actinopteri, Syngnathiformes, Syngnathidae. The transcript has 4 exons. The record is from RefSeq and is a predicted model, not a curated record. Bases 81 to 356 code for a protein of 91 amino acids.
GCGAGCGUUUCUAUAGCAACUGUUGUGCGCGUCAGGAGCAGACGGACGCCGCCGUUUUGGAGCGUGUUCGCACAGCACCGAUGUCAACACAAAGCGCUUUGGGCAAACUGGACGUCGCCGUCCUGAACGCCGAACAGCGGGAGAAACUGCGCCAGUUCAAAAUCCAGACGAGGAUCGACAACGAGAAGUAUCUGAUGGCGCAUCCCGAAGUGGAGGUCGUGGUUGAAGAUUUUCUCAGAGACGUGCUUCUUAAAAGGCCCACUCACAUUCGUGCAUUUGCUGCCGAUCAUUUCACCAACCCCGACCUUCACGCUGUUAUUAACGCCAAAAUGGAGACCAUCAAUAUGGACUCCUAAAAGGCUGACAGGAAGAGGAUGUUUGUCACAGUUGUUUACUCAUUUAGGAAGCAUCUGUCACGUGCGUGGUUAGGGCGAGUAACGCAAGGCGAGAACAUGGUGGACCCAAUUGCAGGGAAGCAGGGAGGCAAGGCAGGGGUGCGGGAGUCUCAAAAUAAUAUUUAAUCUUAGAAAAGGGAAAACUGAACAAAGUCCCACAACAGAUACCAAUCAAAUCAAAGUAACAAAGAAACACUCGAAUAUCUAAAACUGGAAACAAACUAUGACCUGUGAGUAAGACGCGGAAUAGAAAGGGAAAAUGACACCUGACAACGACAUACCACAAUGAGAAGACAACUGACGACGAUGACAUGGCAGAGACAUGUGACGACGACAAUGAACCGAGACAAGAAGUGAAAGAAACCAGGGAACUAAAUACAAACAGAUAGACGAGACAACGAGGAACACCUGGACAAGACACGAGUGGCUGGAGAGAGCUGAUUGGUCGACACAAAGCAGACGAGAACAGGUGGACACAACAACUUAAUGAGCACACGACAAACAUGGAACACAGGAAAACAUGGAACAAAACUAAACACAACCCAAACCAAAACACAGACCAUGACAGCAUCUUUUGUUGUAAUGGACUGUCGCACUCCAUGAAGCACAAACGCUAUUAUUGUACACCAAAACAUAAUGUCUUCCCUGUAUUGUAUUUCAAACACAGUGUCACUGGAGCGUUGCUUUGUUCCUCUUUUAUUGUUGUUUUAAGCUACCAUAAAGACUAGUUUGGUUCUUU